AUGGGCUUAUUGAAGAUGUCAGCAUACUUAAAAGAAACACACAUUGCUCAGCUGGCAGUCCAGAGAGCCACCCUUCUGACACAGAAGGUUGCUGUUGAACAUUUGAAAGGUGUCAGUAAAGAAGACCAUUCUCCAGUUACUAUCGGGGAUUUUGGAGCUCAAGCAAUAAUCAUCAACUCGAUCCUCAAGAAUUUCCCGGGCGACGAGGUUGUUGGUGAAGAAGACUCCCAAUUGAUCAAGGAGAAGAACCUCGGUGAGAACAUCCUUUCUCAGGUGCAGUACGUUCAAAAGCAGGACUCUAGCAAUAAUGAUUUUCUGGGUGUCAUUGAGGACAGCGGCACAUUAUGUGAUAUCAUUGACAAGGGACAAUCUAAGGGUGGAUCGAGCGGUCGUAUUUGGGCUCUUGACCCGAUUGACGGCACUAAAGGCUUCUUGAGAGGAGAUCAAUAUGCUGUGUGUCUUGCGUUAAUGGUGGACGGCAUUGUCCAAGUUGGUGUUAUUGGUUGUCCAAACCUUCCACAUGACUUAAACGACAGAACAUCACCCGUUGGAGGACUUUUUACCGCAGUCAGAGGCGCUGGAUCUUAUUUCCAGGACCUGAAGUCCGAUCUAGUGUAUCCCUUCACCAGAAGUAUGAGAAUUCAGGUAAAUAAUUCUCUUCCGGUCGAACAGGCCAAAGUUUUAGAGGGUGUUGAAAAAGGACACUCAUCUCAUCGUUUGCAAUCGUUGAUCAAGCAAGAUUUGCAUAUACAAAGCAAGUCUGUGAACCUUGACUCGCAAGUGAAAUACUGCGCGCUGGCGAAAGGUGACGCCGAAAUUUACUUGAGACUUCCUAAAGACCCCGCGUACCGUGAAAAGAUCUGGGACCAUGCGGCAGGUGCUCUGUUGGUUCAUGAAAGUGGUGGAAAAGUCACUGAUAUUUACGGUUUACCACUAGAAUUUAACCAUGGCAGAACACUGAAUAGUCAGGGGGUCAUAGCUGCUACUACCAACGUUCACGGCCAGAUUAUACAGGCUAUUAAACGAAUCAUUGGUGAAAAGGGAGAGAAGCUAGAAGAAUAUUGUAAAGAGUCACAAUGGUAG
Molecule: messenger RNA, 1083 nt
Organism: Ogataea haglerorum
Lineage: Eukaryota; Fungi; Ascomycota; Pichiomycetes; Pichiales; Pichiaceae
Exons: 1
Coding region: 1-1083 (360 amino acids)
Biological process (GO): phosphatidylinositol phosphate biosynthetic process; sulfate assimilation
Molecular function (GO): 3'(2'),5'-bisphosphate nucleotidase activity
Source: RefSeq, a predicted model, not a curated record